AUGGCUACAUUCGCUACUGAUAAAGAUCUUAAUGCUGGUACUUCACAAGAUGUCCAUUUGGGUGUGAGCAGUUUCUCCGCCAUUGCUUGCGUUGAGGACCGGGACGUAACAUUAGCAACAGCUACAACCGAGAUUUUUGGUCGCUUUCAGUUUUUGAAGAUGCUUUUACAUCCGAAUAUUUGUGAAUAUGUAGAAAUAGUUAAAGGAAAACAUGACCGUCUGUUUGUUAUAUUCGAAUAUCAUAUGAACCAUGUUGGUAAAUUAUAUCACCGUGAUGAGCAGGGUAUCAUGAAUGUAUCGAGUGUAGGGGAUGCUAUGAUCCGUGAAUGGGCAUUUCAGAUCCUGAAAGCGCUAGCAUAUUUAAAUAAAAACAAUGUUACGCAUCAUAAUUUGGCACCGAAUAAUAUUUUAUUGGAUUCUCAG
Molecule: messenger RNA, 423 nt
Organism: Racocetra persica
Lineage: Eukaryota; Fungi; Glomeromycota; Glomeromycetes; Diversisporales; Gigasporaceae
Source: the annotation of a GenBank genome assembly